AUGCAAUCCUUUCCUGCAAUAUUGUGGUUGUUUUGCACGUUGCAAAAUGUUGAUUCGUCACGAAUUCUGUUUGUUGUGAUGCAUUCAUCAAGAAGUCACAUCGGAAGUAUGUUACCAAUGGCUAUGACACUAUCAGAAGCCGGUCACGAUGUACAUUUCAUGCAAACCACACAAUUCGAUGAACCUUUCAAAUUCCCUGGUUCAAUCAAGAAUCACUUUAUCAAGGUGAAUAUCUCUCAUGUCGUCCACCUGCAAGAGGCUUGGCAAUAUCUCUACAAUCCAACC
Molecule: messenger RNA, 285 nt
Organism: Anisakis simplex (herring worm)
Lineage: Eukaryota; Metazoa; Nematoda; Chromadorea; Rhabditida; Anisakidae
Source: the annotation of a GenBank genome assembly